Messenger RNA from Rhodamnia argentea, 1233 nucleotides. Its product is annotated as peroxidase P7-like. The coding region runs from base 68 to 1021 and encodes 317 amino acids. The transcript has 3 exons. Lineage: Eukaryota; Viridiplantae; Streptophyta; Magnoliopsida; Myrtales; Myrtaceae. Gene Ontology annotation, molecular function: heme binding; peroxidase activity. The record is from RefSeq and is a predicted model, not a curated record. Gene Ontology annotation, biological process: hydrogen peroxide catabolic process; response to oxidative stress.
AGUUUGAGAGCUCGCUUUACUUAUCCCAAGUCCAAAUUCACAUCUCUCUCCCUCCCUCCCUCCCCAAAUGGCCUCCAAUGGCAACUUCCCCGUUGUCACCGUGGUCAUCGUGUCCCUCCUUGCCUGCCUCGCGAACGCUCAGCUUUCUCCGAACUUCUACGGAAGAAGGUGUCCCAACGUUCAAGGCAUUGUUCACGACGCGAUGGCGCAAGCCGUUAGAAGAGAGCAGAGGAUGGGCGCCUCGAUACUCCGCAUGUUCUUCCAUGAUUGUUUCGUAAAUGGAUGUGAUGCAUCGGUUCUUUUGGAUGACACGGCCACCUUCACCGGAGAAAAGACUGCUCGGCCUAACCAAAACUCUCUUAGGGGAUUCGAAGUCAUCGACACCAUCAAGUCCCGCGUUGAAGCUGCUUGCAAUGCUACCGUUUCUUGUGCGGACAUCCUCGCGCUCGCUGCUCGAGACGGUGUCGUCUUGUUGGGAGGACCGUCGUGGACGGUGCCUCUAGGGCGGCGAGACGCAAGGACCGCCAGCCUGAGCGGUGCCAACAGCCAAAUCCCAUCACCUUUCUCCAGCCUCGCCUCCCUCAUCUCCUCCUUCGCCGCCCAAGGCCUCAACGCCCGUGACAUGACUGCCCUGUCUGGGGGCCACGCCAUUGGCCUGGCCCGGUGCGUCACCUUCCGGACCCGCAUCUACAACGAGACCAACAUUGACGCCAACUUCGCUACCACCCGGAGGACUAACUGCCCUGCCUCUGGAGGAGAUGCCAAACUCGCACCUCUCGACCAGACCCCGAACCAGUUCGACAACAACUACUACCAGAGCCUCGUGGCGCGGCGCGGGCUCCUCCAUUCAGACCAAGAGCUGUUCAACAGAGGAUCGCAGGAUGCGCUCGUCAGGACUUACAGCAAAAACUAUAGGGCUUUCGCAAGUGAUUUUGCGGCCGCUAUGGUGAAGAUGGGCAACAUCAGCCCGCUCACCGGAACGAAUGGAGAGAUCAGAAGGAACUGUAGGGUGGUGAACUAAUGUUGAAUGCCCCCCAAACAGAAUAAGAAUUAAGUAAGCUGGAUUUUGCUAAGUGUUAUAAAUGUUUGAUGCAUGUCUAUCUCCUCUGAAUAUUUCUUUUCCUGUUUUCAGUAAGAUUCUUGUUUGUGAAGGGCUUGGUCAAGAAGUUGACAAGUUGUAUUGCUUUCUUUCUGAAUAUAUAUAUGUAUCCAGACAUCAAAUCCAAGUGUUCU